Molecule: messenger RNA, 483 nt
Organism: Linum tenue
Lineage: Eukaryota; Viridiplantae; Streptophyta; Magnoliopsida; Malpighiales; Linaceae
Source: the annotation of a GenBank genome assembly
AUGGAAGAGUUGAACCAGGAAGUUGGGCGGGAGAGGUGGGUACGAGAGGGAGACAUCCCAAACCUGGUGUACCUUCAAGCUGUGGUGAAGGAAACCCUUCGCAUGUAUCCACCGGGUCAUCUAGGAGUCCCCCGCGAGGCGAAUGAGGAUUGUUGCAUCGCAGGGUAUCAUGUGCCUAAGGGCACCUGGGUGUUCCUAAACGUGCUAAGGCUACAUCGCGAUCUUGGGACUUGGAAUAGUCCGCUUGAGUUCAUGCCAAAAAGGCUUCUUGUCUCCGGAGCUGAAUACCUGAUUGGGAACAAAAAAUUUGAGUAUGCACCUUUUGGGAAAGGGAGAAGGGAUUGCCCAGGGGUUCUGAUGGCCAACCAAGUGAUGCACCUUACUCUUUCCACGCUGCUUCAAGGCUCUCAUCUCACUGUGUCAGGCGAUAGCCUUGUCGACAUGACCAAGCACUAUACUGUAACAACCCGAGUGCUGGCGUGA